UAUUGACAACCAGUAACUCUUCGAAAAUAAAUCUAGCUAAGUGAUCUGAGGAAUCACUGAAUCUUUGCUUUGAUUGAAAUUUUGGGUUGUGGGGUAGCUUGAGAAUGGAUAAAAGCAUAUUGACAAACAAGGAUCCAAGAGCUUUUGUAGAAGAAACAUUUUUACAAAGGCUUUAGUUUUUAUUUGCCUGAAAUUUUGAUUCUUCGGAGGUUCUUCUGGAUUUGAGAUUGUACUUCUGUACUUGUAGAGGAUACUCAUUUCUAGUCCAUCCAUUCAAGAGUUCAUCACUUGAUACAAUAAUGUAAGGGUGGUGAAAGAGGAGAUCGGAUAGGUCACAGCACUGAGUAACUUGUUUAACCUUUUAUGAAAAAGAGAUACUUCUUGUAGAGUUGUAGUUAUCCUAAUACUUAUCUACAUUGGGGCAAGGCUGCAAAUCAUGGAGGAUAUCGAAAGGUUUGAUGAGAAAUCAUUUUCAAAUGGUGAUGCCUACACUGGUAAGAUCAAGGGCAUGUUACCCCAUGACAAGGGAAAGUACACAUGGUCAAACGGAACAGUAUAUGAGGGUGAUUGGGAAGGUGAUAAAAUGACUGGAAAGGGACUUAUUGUGUGGUCAUCAGGAGCACAGUAUGAAGGUGAGUUCUCUGGAGGCUUCCUAAAUGGUUAUGGCAAACUUACAACAUCUUCUGGAUCCAUUUAUAGAGGGGGAUGGAGGAUGAAUGCUCCACAUGGGAUAGGACACAAGAAGUACUCCAAUUCCGAUAUUUAUGAAGGUUUAUGGAAAGAAGGAGUUCCGGAAGGCAGUGGCAGGUAUACAUGGAAUAAUGGAAAUGUAUAUGUUGGCAAUUGGAAAAAUGGGAAAAUAGAUGGUCGAGGGGUCAUAAAGUGGAUUAAUGGUGAUACUUUUGAUGGUUUUUGGUUAAAUGGGCUUAUGCAUGGCUCAGGAGUUUAUAGAUUUGGAGAUGGGGGUCUUUAUAUUGGGACAUGGAACAAAGGUCUAAAGGAUGGAAAAGGAAUAUUCUAUCCUUCAUGUAGUAAUCAUCCUUCCCUAAAGAAGUUGCAUAGCCCUCCUAACAGUAAUCAUGAUGGUUUCUUAUUGAAUACAGAAAAACAUGUUGGUCCAAAAUCUAGAGUUAAACGUAGCCUUUCUGUAAAUGUAUCAGUGAUUGGUAGAUUAAAAAGUUUCCGUCAAAUAUCGCACAGGACUUUGUCAUUGGAUACAAGUUGUAGCCCUCAUGAUCCUGCUCAAGAUUGCAUAUGUCAUGAUUCUUCCCUUACAUUAUCCCAUGGCUUUGAUGAAGGUCAAUCUGAGGCAUCAGGUAAAAGUACUUUGGUUUAUGAAAGGGAAUACAUACAAGGAGUUCUGAUUAUGGAGAAAAUUAGUGAGUACUCCGACUCAUUGCAUAAAAGCAAAGAGCAAAAUAAGUUUAGUGUGAACCAAGUAAAGAAGAGUUCAUGUGUGGACAUUUUUGGAGGACAGCAAAGCUACUUUCUUAAGCUUAAUUUGCAGCUUGGCAUCAGGUAUACUGUUGGCAAAAUUACACCAGUUCCUGCCCGUGAAGUUCGAUCAUCUGAUUUUGGAGAUCGAGCUAGGAUAAGGAUGUACUUCCCAAGGGAUGGUUCAAAGUUUACUCCUCCACAUUGUUCAAUAAACUUCUACUGGAAAGAUUAUUGCCCUAUGGUCUUCAGGAAUUUGAGAGAGAUGUUCAAGUUAGAUGCCGCAGAGUACAUGAUGUCUAUUUGUGGAGAUAGUGGUCUAAGGGACUUAUCUUCUCCUGGAAAAAGUGGCAGCAUCUUUUACCUUUCUAAAGAUGACAGAUUUGUUAUAAAGACAGUGAAAAAAUCCGAACUAAAGGUUCUGCUUAAUAUGCUUCCUAAAUAUUACCGUCAUGUAGGAGAUCAUGAGAAUACUCUCAUAACAAAAUUCUUUGGGCUCCAUCGAAUAACCCUAAGAGGUGGAAAAAAGGUGCGUUUUGUGGUCAUGGGGAACAUGUUUUGCACAGAAUUAUAUAUCCACCGUCGUUAUGAUCUGAAGGGAUCUUCUCAAGGAAGAUACACACAAAAUGAUAAAAUCAAUUGCAAUACGACAUUGAAAGAUCUUGAUCUAAAAUAUGACUUUCAUAUGGAUAAAAAAUUGCGAGAAUCCCUACUCAAGCAAAUUUAUCUAGACUGCAAGUUCUUGGAGUCUCAGCAUAUAAUUGAUUACAGCCUUCUGUUUGGAUUACAUUUUCGAGCUCCAGAGAAUCUGAAGGCCUUGGUGGAACAUCAUGGAUCAAUGCAUCAUCAGGAGAAUUUACCUCCUGGAGAUGGUAAUAGCUACACUGAAGGGGAACUCUUGAUUCUUCCUAAAGGCUUGCUAUUAGUUGCCCACGAACCAAGCAUUGUCAACACUGCACCUGGACCUCAUAUUCGAGGGAAUACAUUGAGGGCAAACUCCAUGGGUGAUAAUGAAGUUGAUCUUUUACUUCCUGGUACUGCAAGGUUGCGGGUGCAGCUUGGUGUAAACAUGCCAGCUCAGGCUACUCGCAAGCUUCAGGGUGAUAAGUUGGAGGCAACAGAAGUAGAGCUUUUUGAAGUAUACGAUGUUGUCCUCUACAUGGGCAUAAUUGAUAUAUUGCAGAACUAUAGUCUGAAAAAGAAAAUUGAGCAUUCUUACAAAUCGCUGCAAUUUGAUCCCAUGACAAUAUCAGUAGUUGAACCAAAGAUGUAUGCUGAACGUUUCAUCAAAUUCUUAGAGGAAAAAGUUUUCCCCGAAGCUCCAUGAAUUUAUUUUUCUCCCUUAAAUUUACUGGUUUUAAUCCUUCUUUGUAAUUAGUUAUUUUAAAGGAAGAGUGUUUUUUUUUUAUCCCUCUCAUUUUACUUUAUAUAGUUUCUU
This is a messenger RNA of Abrus precatorius (Indian licorice), 2872 nucleotides long. RefSeq names its product phosphatidylinositol 4-phosphate 5-kinase 7-like. The transcript has 10 exons. The record is from RefSeq and is a predicted model, not a curated record. Bases 437 to 2761 code for a protein of 774 amino acids. Gene Ontology annotation, biological process: phosphatidylinositol metabolic process. Gene Ontology annotation, molecular function: ATP binding; 1-phosphatidylinositol-4-phosphate 5-kinase activity. NCBI's taxonomy places the organism in Eukaryota, Viridiplantae, Streptophyta, Magnoliopsida, Fabales, Fabaceae.